Bufo bufo (common toad) is the source of this 1119-nucleotide messenger RNA. RefSeq names its product serine protease 33-like. NCBI's taxonomy places the organism in Eukaryota, Metazoa, Chordata, Amphibia, Anura, Bufonidae. The transcript has 7 exons. The record is from RefSeq and is a predicted model, not a curated record. Gene Ontology annotation, molecular function: serine-type endopeptidase activity. Gene Ontology annotation, biological process: proteolysis. Bases 1 to 1119 code for a protein of 372 amino acids.
AUGGCCACCUCCAUACAAGUUACUUGUUUCUUGGCCAAUCCUAAAACAACCUCCUCCAAGAACGAUUACCUAAAGAAACUCAGCAGAAUUGUUGGGGGUAGUGAUGCCAAUGACGGGGAGUGGCCCUGGCAAGUCAGUCUGCAGUAUGACGGAAACCAUACUUGUGGUGGGACGCUGAUCUCCAACCAGUGGGUGAUGACUGCUGCUCACUGUGUGGAAUGGACAAGUAAUUAUUACAGCUUUUCGGUCGUCUUGGGCAUGUACCAGCUGAAUACUCCAAGCUUCCAUGAGAUUCGACGCUACUUGGAUGAGGUCAUUAUUCAUCCUGACUAUAUUGGAGUCUUGACCAGAGGGGACAUCGCUCUCCUGAAGCUCUCCGCGCCCGUCAGCUACACCCCAUACAUCCAAGCCGUCCGGCUUCCAGAUGAAACUUCCAACUCCCCCUGUGGCUUGGACUGCUGGACCACAGGCUGGGGGGUCAGAGACAGCAGCUGGGUGACUGAAAAUCUGACCCUGCAGGAGGUGGAGGUCCCUCUAAUAGACCAUGUGACAUGUGACCUGUUUUAUCAUGUCUGGUCCUCAGUGAAUGCAAGCACCGUUAUAGUCCAUGACUACCAGAUCUGUGCUGGGUACCUAGAUGGUAAGAAGGACUCUUGUCAGGGAGACUCUGGAGGGCCUCUGGUGUGUAAGGUGCAGGGUUGCUGGUACCAGGUCGGUAUUGUCAGCUGGGAUGUAGGAUGCGGUUAUUCAUACCGCCCUGGAGUCUACUCUCUUGUGCCGAACUAUCAGCAGUGGAUCCAGCAGUAUGUGCCCAAUCUGAAGUUUACGAACCUGACGAACAUCCAGCCAGACAUGAAAUGCUUGGACCUCCCUCCCGGUGCAGCGACAUCAAAGUCCAGGUUGAGCUCGAACAUCCAGAAAUUCAACGAAAACUGUAACAGCGGUUUCUGGCGAGCAGAACUUGAGGAGACUUCUGGUAAACGAGGUUGGAGUGCGACGAGAGAUAUGGAAAGUGACUCCUACAGGGGUCACCUCAAAGGCAUCGACAUCGAAGGCCCGAACGUCCGACACCCGUCGGAAAGACACAAGACAGAGGAGAAAAGCGCACUUAGCGGAUAG